GUAAAAACGGAGAUGUCAGAUCAGGGUGAGCUGUAUGAAAAUUCCUGGAUCCUUCAUCACGUCCUCGAAAGGUUCAUAGGGAGUCGUGAGGUUGUAGCCGCCAGGAGAAAGAUGAAACUUUUAGUGGAACGUAUUUUCAACGCUAUAGAAAAAGAUUUCAAAAAGUUUCAAGCAGGAAGUGGAGCAGAAGGAAUUGAUAUGAAAGGCUCAGAUGAAGACCUCAUGUUUACUGAUGAAAAUGUGAUAGUUCUGUGUCCGGAACAUGACACCUGUAUUCCACCAGAUAAAAGGGAAAACACAUAUGCGAUAAUGAGGGAAACUGACAGUAGACCUGGUUAUGUAGCCCUUGAAGUAGUCCAAAUGGGAGAAAAAGCUAAUAACUACUUGCUCAAAUCUGUUGUUCCAGUUGGGCAUUUACAAUUCAUAUCAAGUGAAAUAUACGUAAGGGUUUGGUAUGACGAUUUUAUUAAAUCAUUACCCGUGGAAAUACAUGGUCCAGCUAACACUGUGAACGAUCAAACAUCUGCUGCUGUGGCUACAGAUUAUGUGGUAUCUUUUCAGUGUUGCAACUGGCCGAAGGUUGCAGAUGAGUGGGUGACCAGACCCCGCUUUUAUAACUGGCCAGAUCAAGCUUUGAGGGAUCAGAUAGUACAAGAUGGUUGCCAUCUUGUCCCUGUAGGCGAUAAAACAUCUGCUGACACAUUCCUACAAUGGAGGAUUUCUUUCGUAACUGCGGAAAGGAAACUUGUAUCUUCUCUCACCCGUGUUCAAUUUUUAGUGUACGGACUUCUCAAGUAUUUCCUCAAACAGAUAUCUGACAUGUUGAAACAGUUAUUAGGAGAUAUAGAUAUCAUAACAUCAUAUAUUAUGAAAACUGUUAUUUUCCAUGCAGUGGAAAACACGCCUAGUCUGCUUUGGCAAGAGAAACAUUCAUUUUUCUGUUUCAUGUUUUGCUUAAACAUUUUAAUAAGCUGGACAAAGAUAGGAUAUUGUCCAAAUUUUUUCAUCAAAAGAAACAAUAUGUUUCUUGGCAAAGUUCAGGGUGAAAAUCAGGAAAAACUCCUUCGUUUUCUCGUUGAUCUCCGUAAUAAGAAAUGGGGAUGUCUUUCAGUUGGAACAUUCAUACAGCCAUCCAUAGGAGAGCGUAUUGCUAGAGUGAGGAAUGGAGACUGGGAAUAUGUUCUACCUCCUUCAUCACUAUUACAACUGGAAUGUGAUAUGAUAAUAGUUUCCGGAAUAGUCAAGUGUGCGCACAUUCCAGAAGUACUGCCCACAUCACUGGCACUCCUAUCUAAUUUGAAGUCAGACGUGGAUGAAUUUAUAUCUUAUGCUGUUACUGCAAACGGUCUGCGUUUUAAAGGUAUGGAGACUUUCGAGAAACAUGUUCCUGCUAGAGGAAAUAAAGAGAAGUACAAAUCGCUCAGAAAAUCGAAGAAACUUCUGACACCACUUGCCUCAAUAUGUAAAAGUCCAGGAGAGUUAACAUUAGCAACAUAUUACUACCAGACUGGGAAUUACAGUAAGGCCCUGGAAUUAUGUGGACACAUGAUUUCCCUUUUUAAAACUUAUUUCGCAAACGAUUCAGUUACUCAGUCUUUAGCAGAUAUGUAUGAACAGAUUUACUCUGGACAGAGGUUCACCCUAUGGCGGACGUUCAGGGAGGCUUUUGUAGUAGAUAUAAACCUGCUGAAACGCGCUCCACACUUCUGCCAAUUACAGUUACAUCAGGAAAUCCAAAUAUCUGAUUCACUGCCAAUAUCCCCAUUCCCCUUCGCUGAGUUUCUGUCUUUCCUGUGUUACCACGAACUCGGCGACAACGAGAGACGUGACUCGGCAUUGCUACGUCUUGUGGCUUUGAAGCAUAAAAGAGAACUAAUGGAUAAUGUACGGUGGAUGAUACACAAUAUCCUAGGUGUAUGUUAUGAGAUGGUAGGAAGCCCACGGAUGGCACUCAAGGAAUACAGAGAAUCGAUUGCCAUUCCAGUACUUAACCAAAGCAUUAACCCCGCCAAGGAAAGGAUUGAACGUUUACAACAGUGUUAAAGAUACUAUCAAGGCAGCACCCGUUCAUAGUAAAGUAAUACCUAGACAAAAUGUAAAAUGCCCUCAAAAGAAACUGCAUAACAUAACUCGCUGUUUUAUAUAGUGACAUCAGGAUUCACAGCGUCUCAAUCGUCAAUGACUUUAAAAAGUAACAGUGACAUCAGACUCUCAAUCGCCAAGUACUUUAAAAAGUAACAGUGACAUCAGACUAAUUGAACAUUUAUCAGUAACUCAACAGGAACCAAUACACACUGCCAUCCACAGGCUCCUAUACACGUUGCAGAAAAAUGUUUUGAAAUUCAGUCAAUGUCAUUAAGAUAUUGUUAAUUGUAAUUUUCGUAUUGAACUUUUUAUGGUUAUGCUUUCAUUAUCUUUCAAUAGUCGAUUUGGUCAUUGAGAAUGUACAAAUCGUCAAUAUUUUACAAUAAUAUAUGUCAUUUUAGGGAUUUUAAGAGCAGAUUUCCACACAUUACAUUAUUUUCUGAGUGUAAUGUUAAGGUAUAUGUUUAAAAAGUGUCGUAUAUUUUUGGAAUACAUUGGGAAAUAGAUAAGGAAAAACUUAAGGGAGAUAACCAGCGUAACAUAGAAAAUAGGAAAGCAGGGGAGAUAAACAGUGUUCCCUAGAGGUUUGACAAUAAGGGAGAUGGAAUGUGUUCCCUAAAAUGAAGUUCAGAUUUAACCACUAGUCAUUGAAGGGCGGUAAAGUGAGGAAGAUGAUCUGCUCUCAGUAUUCCUUAAAGGGCGGGAAAGUAAGGGAGAUAAGGUGUUACCAGUAUCCUUUAAAGGUCAGGGAAGUAAAUUGGUACUUCCUAGAGGAUGGAAGGCAAGAGAAAAAGGGAGAUAACUAGUAUUAUAUAGUGGAUGUGAAGGUAAGGGAGAUAACCAGUAUUACAUAGAGGAUGGGAAGGUAAGGGAGAUAACCAAUAUUACAUAGAGGAUGGGAAGGUAAGGGAGAUAAUCAGUAUAUCAUAGGGGAUGGGAGGUAAGGGAGAUAACCAUUAUUGCCUGGAGGAUAGGAAGGUAAGGGGAAAUACAUGUAUUACGUGAAGGAUGGAAAAGUAAAGGAGAUUAUCAGUAUCACUUUGAUGAUGAAAAGGUAAAUGAAAUUAAAUUCGGUUGUUUUCGUAGGUAUUCGUGUGUAUAGCGCACCUGGGUGGACAUCGGGGUGGAUGUCACGUGGUGUAAGGCUAUAUAAGGCAUGCACGUGGAUAGUGCGCUCUUUCAAGUUUGUUGCUCAUCACGUAUACACGUACAUUGACUUAAACAGUUUGUUAUGGCGGAUAUCGAGACAAAGACUGACGACGAGCUGCUUUCCAUGCAUGAGGACACUAACUCAGUACAUGUAUUUGACGAGUCUGGCAUUAGCGAGAACAUUGUCACUAACGAGGACGCCGUAUCCUUGUUCAGUUCAACUUUACAAAAAGUUUUGCAAAAACAGACUGAGGAGAUUCUUAACACGUGUACCCCAGAUUCCGUGAAUGCUUAUGAGUUCAAGCAUGAAGGACAAAAAUUACAGUUUAAUUUCAACACAGAGAGACUAGCGGAGCUUUCGAAUGAGCAACGAGCUGUUAUCCCAUUUAUGUGUUUGUUAUUCAUUUGAAUUUAAUUGUUUUAUGUUCGGAGGAAUUUAAUGAGGGAGAACAUAAGAGAGAUGAUCAGUAUUACUUUGAUGAUAGAACUGUAAGGGAGAUAAUCAGUAUUACUUUGAUGGUGGGAAGGUAAGGGAGAUAAUCAGUAUUACUUUGAUUAUUUAAAGGUAAGGGAGAUAAUCAGUAUUACUUUGAUUAUUUAAAGGUAAGGGAGAUAAUCAGUAAUACUUUGAUUAUUUAAAUGUAAGGGAGAUAAUCAGUAUUACUUUGAUGGUGGGAAGGUAAGGGAGAUAAUCAGUAUUACUUUGAUGAUGGAAAGGUAAGGGAGAUAAUCAGUAUUACUUUGAUUAUUUAAAUGUAAGGGAGAUAAUCAGUAUUACUUUGAUGAUAGAACUGUAAGGGAGAUAAUCAGUAUUACUUUGAUGGUGGGAAGGUAAGGGAGAUAAUCAGUAUUACUUUGAUUAUUUAAAUGUAAGGGAGAUAAUCAGUAUUACUUUGAUGAUGGAAAGGUAAGGGAGAUAAUCAGUAAUACUUUGAUUAUUUAAAUGUAAGGGAGAUAAUCAGUAUUACUUUGAUGAUGGAAAGGUAAGGGAGAUAAUCAGUAAUACUUUGAUUAUUUAAAUGUAAGGGAGAUAAUCAGUAUUACUUUGAUGAUUGAACUGUAAGGGAGAUAAUCAGUGUUAAUUUAAUGAUGGAAAGGUAAGGGAGAUAAUCAGUAUUACUUUGAUGAUGGAACUGUAAGGGAGAUAAUCAGUGUUAAUUUAAUGAUGGAACUGUAAGGGAGAUAAUCAGUAUUACUUUGAUGAUUGAACGGUAGGGGAGAUAACCACUAUUACACAGAGUGUGUAUAAUUUUAUUGUAUGCCAAUGCCAUGUAUAUAGAUGACUUCAAUCAACGAAACCUGUUAAGGGUAUACACAUUCCUCAGAAUUUACUGUAGCGGAUUGGAACAAAACCUUCGUGGUAAACAAGUAAUGUUUUUUUUUUUAAUUUUUAAAGACAUUUUU
Messenger RNA from Pecten maximus, 4638 nucleotides. RefSeq lists its product as uncharacterized. NCBI's taxonomy places the organism in Eukaryota, Metazoa, Mollusca, Bivalvia, Pectinida, Pectinidae. The coding region runs from base 13 to 2043 and encodes 676 amino acids. The transcript has a single exon. Gene Ontology annotation, molecular function: protein binding. The record is from RefSeq and is a predicted model, not a curated record.